UGUCUCUGAAGCGAUUAGACGUAUUCACAGACUCUGCACUAUUUCUUGCUUUUUCUGCUAUCCCUGGGUUCAUUUAGCGACUUUGAUAUGCAUCAGAGAAGCUAUUCAGGUCACGAUCCUCCCAGACGAGGCGUGUCUCCACUCAACAGAUACCAGGACCCCAGACGCGUGUGUCCCGGGAACAGACAUCAGGACCCCAGACGAGGUAUCUCAGCCCUAUACUGUCAGGAAGAGGGCACCUAUAUGGGGAAUCUGUCACGGGACAGGCUUUUUCCAAAUGGAGCUGGACGUUACGCCAUGAACAGAACUUGGACGCGACCAUCAGCCCAGGAAGCCGAUGUUCAGAGGAUCAACUUGAGAGGAUUGUCUCCCCUGAAUCGGCCCGAGCGUACAGCACCAAGCAGACGUGGCGUUUCUCCCCUGAAUCUCGAGAAUGGAAACCAAGUCUCUGGACAAGAUGCCACCCUGAACAACGCUGUGGCGAUCAAGCCAAAUCCCGUUGACAGGAGUCAUGAGAAUGGAGAUCACGUGACUCCCAGCAUCAAGCCUGAAACAAACAGGGACUCUCUCUCGGCCUACAUCGGGAUUCGCCAGCCUCGCUUCAAGCCUCCUAAACUUAACCUUGGCAUCAAGUCGUCCACAAAUAAUCAGAAUGUGCCGACACCAAAGAAGGAGACUGCCACAGUUCCUUGCGCAUCAACCUCUGAAGCCAACAAGUCAGGACCGGUGAAAGUUAUCUCCCCUGGCAGUAAGGCGGAGUCACUGAACCUGGCAGAUAUCGUGGCGCCAGAGAUGCUGGAGUCGGCUAAACACGCCCAGUCUCCCCUCGAGCUGAAACACCUGCGCAUGAUGAGUGAGUUCAUACAGAGCGUUCGCCGGGGUGAUGCUGAACUAAAACCUCUUCCGUCAUCUUCAGAGGAGUCAGCAUCCGAGGACCAGCCUCCAACUGUUAAGACAGUUACUCCAACCCACACAAAGAAGGCUGUAGACGCGUCCACCGUGGCUCUGCCAGAGACUGAGUCGGAUAGUGACACCGAUGUAUCCCGCUCCACCUCCUCCUCAAGCACAUCCUGCUCAGCCUCCAAAAUCCCGAACUCUCAUGAGGAGAAAGAAAAAACCAAACAAGCCACUGCAUGUGCUGAUCAGGUAAACUUCACAUGA
Messenger RNA from Haliotis rufescens (red abalone), 1161 nucleotides. RefSeq lists its product as uncharacterized. The transcript has 5 exons. The coding region runs from base 88 to 1161 and encodes 357 amino acids. Lineage: Eukaryota; Metazoa; Mollusca; Gastropoda; Lepetellida; Haliotidae. The record is from RefSeq and is a predicted model, not a curated record.